Molecule: messenger RNA, 2633 nt
Organism: Sus scrofa (pig)
Lineage: Eukaryota; Metazoa; Chordata; Mammalia; Artiodactyla; Suidae
Product: olfactory receptor 2S2
Biological process (GO): G protein-coupled receptor signaling pathway
Cellular component (GO): membrane
Molecular function (GO): G protein-coupled receptor activity; olfactory receptor activity
Source: RefSeq, a predicted model, not a curated record
AGGGCCACACUGAGUCGGAUUUGUUAACCACUGAGCCACGACGGGAAUUCCCAAGGCAGCUAUUUGGUGGAAAGAACUCAGAACUAGGGCCUGCAGUCGAACCCCAAAGAACAAUAUCUUUCAUUCAGCCAUAACCCUUGAGUGACAGUAUCUUCUCCAUUGCGGGGGGGAGUUUCAAAAAAGAUGGCACAGAGUAGCUGCUCAUUAAUAUUUACCAUUCAUCUUCCACCAUCCAUCUAUUCCUCCACCCACAGCCCACGGCAAUGAACACGGAGCAAGAGAAAUAUUAUCAAUGAGGGUUCGGAAUUUAGCGUCUGAGCAAUUGCAGGAAAGAGACUAGAAAUUCUUUACACAAAGCCCUCCUCCCUAUGCCUGUAUGGAACCCAAGAAGAGAGUCAGAGAGCCAGAAUUUUUCUUUUUCUUUGGAACUCCGAGCCAGAAUAUUAUUACACUGGAAUGAAAUAUAAGCAAACAACGACAAAGAGAAAACAUUUCUUAGUUACCGCUGGCUAAGAAUUUCAUCAAUAUCCCAGUGAAAUUCAUUAAUUUCAUCAAUAUUAAGACGUGACUGCUAUAGAGCCCACCAUCUGAUGACGGUAGUUCACAUAGUUAUUCGUUAUUGAGUUCACUGGUCAGCAGCUACACAGCCGUCAGCCUGUAGUGUGAGAUCAGUCACUCCAAUCCAUCCUUGUAUCGACUUCAUAAAGUUCCUCCCCAUAUAGGAACUUCCCCAUAUAUGGCUCUCAAUCUAUGUUAAAAUAGGCAGAUGCCAAUGCUCACGAGCGCCAAGUUUGUGUCCCUGAUGGUGGGCGGCCCAGAGAAUUCAUGCACAGUAUGGUUGAGCCUUCACCUGGGCUUGCUUCUGUCUGGAAGUGGAUUAACACUUUCAUACACGUUCCCUCCAAAUGUCAUCAAAAUCGCAAGAGGCUUUCAAAUUUGCUGGUGCCAAGAACUGGAUCUGCUGGAGGGAUUGCCUCUUUGAGCAUCUAGAAAAAACUCAGAUUAAAUGAAAUGUCUAUACACUCGCAUUAAAGAGAACGCCUUCAUAGGAUCUUCCAGCUGUUAAUCCUAAUGCAGAGGAAAAGCUCUCCUUGACUGGGGAUGAGCUCUGCUGGGUUCAGGUCCUGCCUCUGUCCCCAGUCUGAUCAGAAGACUGGAGCAGGUCAUUUCCCACUCAAGGCCUCAGUUGCUUUGAUGGGCAAGGAGAGGAUGCAGCAAUUUCUGAAAAACCCUUCAUUUGCCUAGACGGAGGCCCUUGCCCAGUGCUGGCUGGCCCGUUGUAAGUGCUGACCAUCUCUCAUCUAUGAGCACAGGGCGCCCUACUGACAAUUUCAGUCAUUUUUCUCUAACACACAUAUGCUCUCCUGUUAUGCAGCAGGACUUGACCACAUACCAGAUGCCUGGGACUCUUUGCAAGAAAGCCUGAUGUGCAGUCUUUGUAUUUCGCUGAUGCCAGAGGGGAUAUUGCAUGGAAAAAGCUAAUCAGACCUCCCCAGUGGUGGGCUUCAUCCUCCUGGGCCUCUCAGCCCACCCAAAGCUGGAGAAGAUGUUCUUUGUGCUCAUCCUGCUCAUGUACCUGGUGAUCCUGCUGGGCAACGGGCUCCUCAUCCUGGUGACCAUCCUGGACUCCCGCCUCCACACGCCCAUGUACUUCUUCCUGGGGAACCUCUCCUUCCUCGACAUCUGCUACACCACCUCCUCAGUGCCCCUCGUCCUGGAUGGCUUCCUCACUCCCAGGAAAACCAUCUCUUUCUCAGGCUGUGCCAUCCAGAUGUUUCUCUCCUUCGCCAUGGCAGGGACGGAGUGUGUGCUUCUGGGUAUGAUGGCAUUUGAUCGCUAUGUGGCCAUCUGCAACCCCCUGCGGUACCCUGUGGUCAUGAGCAAGGCUGCCUACGUGCCCAUGGCUGUCAGCUCCUGGGCUGUUGGUGGUGUCGCUUCCCUGGUACACACAUCCUUGGCAAUUCAGCUUCCUUUCUGCGGGGACAACAUCAUCAACCACUUCGCCUGUGAGAUCCUAGCUGUCCUGAAGGUGGCCUGUGCUGACAUCUCCAUCAAUGUCAUCAGCAUGGCAGUGACAAAUGUGAUCUUCCUGGGGGUCCCGGUUCUUUUCAUCUCUGUCUCCUAUGUGUUCAUCAUCGCUACCAUCCUGAGGAUCCCCUCAGCAGAAGGGAGGAAAAAGGCCUUCUCCACCUGCUCUGCCCACCUCACUGUGGUGGUCAUCUUCUAUGGGACCUUGUUUUUCAUGUAUGGGAAGCCCAAGUCUAAGGACCCCCUGGGGGCAGACAAAGAGGAUCUUGCAGACAAGCUCAUCCCCCUCUUCUAUGGGGUGGUGACCCCCAUGCUCAACCCCAUUAUCUACAGCCUGAGGAACAAGGAUGUGAAGGCAGCUGUGAAGAACCUGGUGGCUCAGAAACACUCUAGUCACUGAUGCAGAAGGAGUCAAUCGUCUGUGGUUCUCAUCUCCAUGGAAGAAAGAACUUCGGUCAUUAUAGCUGCCACCCAUAAGCCAAGUCGGCUUAACUGGCAUGGUCUCUUGCCCUCGAAUCCAUUUUCAGGGAAUGUUGAACUUUUCACAGUGGAUCUCUUGGAUUCUGGUCAGAGGUCUAACAGGUUCCACUGGUGCCGGACAAUAA